AUGGGAAAAAAUCGAUUGAUCACUACGACAGAAAUGUCGACGUUCGAUUGGGAGAAAAUAUGGUUUUCAGAGGAAACAAUAACCGAAGCACGGGAGACUCUAGUUGAAGCUCUUUACAUCGCACUGAGCCCAGGAUCCUUUCCAUCUGCCUGCGUAUUUGCAUUUGAUUGCUUCCUUACGAUAGUUCACUUCAUUGUCUCCAGUUACAUUUUGGAUGAUUUCACCACCACUUUUUUGGGAACUGUCUAUUUUCCAACUACGAUUCUGAAAUUUGCCUACGUCAUUGAUUGUUUUUCACCAGCACAGUGGAUCCUAGACGUCACCGAAAUACUGAAUCAGAUUUUCAACAUGACCAUAAUUCUGUCGUGCAUUGCAUACAAUUUCAUGUGUCUUUUCGUGGCUCAGUAUCGUAAGAAUAUUCCACUGUCAGUUUGUCGGACCGUGUUUGCUCCGAUUCUUCUUUUCUGCUCAUUCCUGGUCGUUGCUCCAAAAUUGGUGAUGGACAGAUACGUCGACAACUGUUUUCAAUUCACCACUCAACUCUUCGGAUCUCUCUUCCUUAUCGCUCAAAUCUCUUGGAAUUUGUACACUUUUGUAUGCAAGACAAUUGACAGAGGAGCAGAGAAAGCAGAAAUUAAAUCAGCUGAUGACGUCACUUCAGCCAACGACGUCAUCCGGAAUGCGAACGGGAGACUUGUGUGGGCCAGUUGGUUCUCCUUGAUAAUAGUGAUUCUAGCUAUUCCACAAAUUGUUGACUAUUAUGUUCCACUUACCACUUCAUGGAUUCCUUAUCACUUCCUGGUUCAGUCGUUAGUGCAACUCAAUGCACUUCUUCUAUCAGUCACUAUCUUUUUGAUACUACCAACUUAUCGAUCAGUCAUAUUCGGCCGAUGUGUCAGUUACAACCGAAUUAUCAAAGUGGAAGAAAUAAAAAUCGAGAAAGAAUCUGAGAAUCCUGAGAAAGCAUCUAAGAAAGAAUUAGAAAAGGAGGCAGAAGCAAUGGCUUAUCAUCAGUCCAUUCCAUCGGGAUCUACCAACUUUUCGAUUCCCCAUUUCCGUCACGUGGCUAUUCCCCGAAUCCGAAUCCCAGUGAUACCUCCAAUGAUGGCUCAUCCUAGUGGACAGAUUCGGAUUUUUGUGGCUCCACCACAGAAGAGAUAUUGA
Caenorhabditis briggsae is the source of this 1164-nucleotide messenger RNA. The record is from RefSeq and is a predicted model, not a curated record. Bases 1 to 1164 code for a protein of 387 amino acids. The transcript has 6 exons. Lineage: Eukaryota; Metazoa; Nematoda; Chromadorea; Rhabditida; Rhabditidae.